This is a messenger RNA of Gilbertella persicaria, 261 nucleotides long. RefSeq names its product Myc-type, basic helix-loop-helix domain-containing protein. The record is from RefSeq and is a predicted model, not a curated record. Gene Ontology annotation, biological process: regulation of transcription by RNA polymerase II. Gene Ontology annotation, molecular function: protein dimerization activity; DNA-binding transcription factor activity, RNA polymerase II-specific; RNA polymerase II cis-regulatory region sequence-specific DNA binding. Lineage: Eukaryota; Fungi; Mucoromycota; Mucoromycetes; Mucorales; Choanephoraceae. The transcript is spliced from 2 exons. Bases 1 to 261 code for a protein of 86 amino acids.
AUGUCUCUGAAAAAGACACAAGAAUUAUUAACCGAAGAACAAAAGAGAGCAAACCAUAUUGCAUCAGAACAAAAGAGAAGAGCAAACAUACGUAUUGGAUUUGAAAAACUGAUUAAUAUUGUGCCUACUUUAAGUAAUGGUCAUAAGAGUGAGGCACUCAUUUUACAGAAAUCGGUUGAAUAUUUAAGGCAGUUGGUGGAAUCAAAGACAGCAUUAAAAGAAAAAAUGAGGGAACUUCAACUUAUGUUGGGUGAAGAGUAA